GUUACUCCACCACGGUCCACAAGUUCAUGUUCUUCAUAAUGGAAAAGCCUUUGAUUUUCUGUCUGUUUUUAUUCUACUGGCACUUCUUAUAUGCUUUGUUCACAGUUGAAGCUCCCCAGUCACUCUACACUGUGGAAUAUGGGAACAACGUGACCAUGGAAUGCACAUUUCCAGUGCAUGGGAAAUUAGAGUUUAGAGAUUUAAGUGUCAUCUGGGAAAAGAAAGAUAAGUUAAAGAAGCAGGUUUAUGCACUUCUCCAAGGAAAGGAAGACUUCGAAAGUCAGGACAGUGACUUUAAGGGAAGAACAAAAUUGUUCAAAGAGAAUCUGAACUUGGGACAGUCUCUCCUUCAGAUCACUGACGUGAAGCUCAGAGAUGCAGGGCUUUACCACUGUCUUAUUGGCUACGGGGGAGCCGAUUACAAGGCAAUCAAUCUGAAAGUGAAGGCUCCUUAUAGAUCUAUUACCCAAGGAGUGGUGAGCACAGGGGACAACGAAUGGAAGUUGACAUGUCAGUCAGAAGGAUACCCACAAGCUGAAGUGCUGUGGCAAAACAGAGAAUAUGAGGAUUUGACUCAUAAAGCAAACACAAGUUAUGAAACUGGAAGGGACCAACUGUAUCGCGUGACAAGUACCCUUACAAUCAAAAGUAGGACUGAUGAGAUUUUUUUCUGUAUUUUCUGGAAUAAAGAGCUUCAAGAAAACACAUCUGCCAUUUUACACAUAACAGAUUCAGUUGAUGGUGUUGUACGGACAGAGAGCAGACGCUUUAUUGGAGCGAUUCUCAUUGUGACUGCUUUACUGGGAUCAGUGCUUAUAUUUAUGCUCUCCAUAAGCAAAGCUACAGCAAAUAAGGACAACAGAACACCUGUGGAUAGUUCAUCAAUAGCAAAGCUGCCAAAUGAUAAGGAUACAUGUGACUGCAGAUAUGCUUCAUUUGAAGAGGAAGAGCUGAAAUCUAUGCAAGUUGAGAAGACCUAGAGAAAGUAAGAGAAGCCUUUUUGCUCUGUGGUGAAGGUCUGACAGCUCAGAUGUUCCAUGUUCUGUCUUUUAAGGGGGAUAUUCAUUUUUUGUUUUUAUUCUGUGAUGGCAAACUUAUUCCAUAUUGAUGUAAUCAGGAAAAACUUCAAUUAAAUUACUAGAAUUACAGCACAAAAAGCCCUUAGAUUCAGGCUUCUGUUUAUGUGACUAGGUAGGGAGGCAUUUAUUUAAGUAUCCAGGUUCUGUUUUCUCAAGUUUAUGCACUUUCAAAGACACAUUUAAUUUAAAAUAUCUUUAAAGCAAAGCACUUUAGGUCUAUGACCACUAUGAAUUUCAUAGCUAGUUCUUCAAUAGGCCAUCUUCUGGGUUUUGGUUUUCUUUUUUCCCACCUGAGCUCUCAGAUCCCUGGAGAGAUUUUGUUUUACAACUUGUGAAGAAAAAGAUAAGGAUGCAACAAGACAAGACGCCAUACAGAUGGAGCAUUGUCUGUCCUUUCUUAAAAUAGCAAAUACUCAUAGCCAAGCCUGAAAUAGAUGCUGUAACCAUUUUGGGAGCUAUGGUUUGGGAAUUACUAGGUAAUACUGAGCUUCUUCAUCUUUUCCUGAAAAGUGAUUGGGGAUUUAAUUAACAUAGCUGGCACUACUUGGUUACUACUCAUUACUCUUCUGCUUUACCUUUUGGGGAUAACACAACUCUUCAGGCAGGAAGAACCCUUGAUUUGGACUGCCUUUUUUCCUCAUGUUGGGAACAGAAGAAAGAGAACCCUCUUGCUUCUAGGACAUGAAAUACAUCCUAAUGUGAUUACUUAGGAAAUGCUGAAGGAACAUACUCCUGGAUCCUGUUUCUCAGGCUAUUGCUUCGUUAGAUUCUGCUAGGUGCAUAGCUCUCUUUGGGUCAU
Messenger RNA from Apus apus (common swift), 1878 nucleotides. RefSeq names its product programmed cell death 1 ligand 1-like. The transcript has 8 exons. The record is from RefSeq and is a predicted model, not a curated record. Gene Ontology annotation, cellular component: external side of plasma membrane. Bases 27 to 980 code for a protein of 317 amino acids. Gene Ontology annotation, biological process: T cell costimulation; negative regulation of T cell proliferation; cellular response to lipopolysaccharide. Lineage: Eukaryota; Metazoa; Chordata; Aves; Apodiformes; Apodidae.